Molecule: messenger RNA, 821 nt
Organism: Pteropus alecto (black flying fox)
Lineage: Eukaryota; Metazoa; Chordata; Mammalia; Chiroptera; Pteropodidae
Gene: CCDC107
Product: coiled-coil domain containing 107
Exons: 6
Coding region: 46-816 (256 amino acids)
Source: RefSeq, a predicted model, not a curated record
AGCGCGCGUACGCAGGCGCGUACUCCUUCCGUCUGUCGCCCUGCAAUGGUGAGCUCAGUCUCGCUCGCGGGUGUGCUGGGGCUGCUACUUGUGUCUGCGCUGCCUGGGGUCCGCGGAGACCACCUCAGCCCCGACCUCCAGGCACAGCCAGGGGACCCCGCCCAGAUUGGCCCUAGGGCCACGGAACCCUGGCAGCAGCCGCCGCCCAAGGACCAACGUGAGCGGGCCCUGGCCAGGGAGUUGCCUUUGGGGGCGCUGUACACCGCGGCAAUCGUGGCUUUUGUGCUGUACAAGUGUUUGCAGCAGGGGAAAGAUGAGGCUGCUGUUCUUGAAGAGAAGGCAGGCAAGAAGGAAUCAUUGCAGUCAGAGCAACAGCUGGCCCAGUUGACACAACAGCUGGCCCAGACAGAGCAACACCUGAACAAUCUGAUGACUCAGCUGGACCCCCUUUUUGAGCGUGUGACUACCCUGGCUGGAGCCCAGCAGGAGCUUCUGAACAUGAAGUUACACACCAUCCACCAGCUGCUACAAAAGAACAAGCCAAAUACGGGUGUGGAGAUUUCAGAAUCAGAGGGCAACACACCCUUUCCUGAGGACUUAUGUAUAAAGGAGGACGAGAUGGAAGCUGGUGACAGUCAGGCCUGGGAGGAGCCCCUGAACUGGAGCACAGAGACAAGGAACCUAGCUACUCUCAGGGGAAUGGAGCAGGGGCUAAGGAGAAGAUGCAGCAAGGCUGUGGCAAAGGGCCCCAGUCACAGCCCCUGCCAAGGAGGGACAACAGCUGAAGGUUUAGUAAAACAAAGUCUGUUUUUGUGACUGGA